This is a messenger RNA of Arachis duranensis, 1080 nucleotides long. Its product is annotated as meiotically up-regulated gene 184 protein. NCBI's taxonomy places the organism in Eukaryota, Viridiplantae, Streptophyta, Magnoliopsida, Fabales, Fabaceae. The record is from RefSeq and is a predicted model, not a curated record. The transcript is spliced from 4 exons. The coding region runs from base 215 to 1021 and encodes 268 amino acids.
AAAAUGCAAAAUCUCCUCCGUAAAGGUUGCAUCUUUUAUCUUAAUUAACCGCACCACCUUUUUAUUUAUUACUGUCCUCAAAACGCCAACAAGAAGAAAGACACAACCUUCAUAUUCAUUCACUAUUUGUGAGCCCCCCCUCUUCUCCUCUCUCUCUUUUUAACGUUUUGUCCUUCACUUUCGCAUUCCAAAAACAUAUCAUAUCACCUCUUCAAUGGGGAUAAUGGGACAAGAUUCAGAUUCCAAGACCCAGUUGGUAUUACAGAUUUGCUCCAUUGCCACCCGUUCUGUGGUGUGUGCUCAUAGGCUUCUCUCAAACUCACCCAACCCAUCAUCUUUCAUUGACUGGUAUUGCAUUCUUGGAGUGGAAGAAAAUGCAGGGAUAAAUACCAUUCGCAAGAGAUACCAUAAACUGGCUCUGCAACUUCAUCCAGAUAAGAAUCAACACCCCAAGGCUGAAAUUGCCUUCAAGCUUGUCUCUGAGGCCUAUACAUGUUUAUCCAAUGCUGCAAAGAGAAGAGCAUUUGACUUGGAGAGACUCAAGAGCUUAUGCUUUGAAUGCAAAAGAAUCCCCAACACAUCCAGCAAUGCCGGUGGUUCGGGUUUCAAGGCAUGGAAUAUUAUCAACAUCUCAAGGUCUUUCAAGCUCUGGAGAAACAUAAGGGACAUGAGAGAGAGAUUCAAGGAGGAGGCAAAGGUGAUUGAGAACUGUCUGCGAGCGAAUUCCAUGUCAAGGAAAGAAUCUCCUCCCUAUAAUCCGGUUGGAUACCUACAAAGAAGCAAGUCCCUGCACAGAUUUGAUAGAGAAACCCCUGUUUUCAAUCCCUCAGAUUAUUUGUACCAAGGCUACCCUCAUCUGAGGAGCAAUGUUUACAAGAAUUCUUCCACAUAUUGGUACCUGCAGACAGAGAGUAUGCUGCAUAAUGCAAGGGAAGGAGCACAGCAUGGCUCCCCUAUUUUUGAGGUCAAAUCUAGGAGUAUGUUCACAAGCAAAUUUGCUCAAGUCCCAUCGCAAUGUUAGCUCCAUUUUUUGUUUUCUAACAUUCAAUCAAUGCAAUGUGAUAGCCACAUUCUUCGCUA